AUGUGGAGAGAGAGGUGGCACACAUGCACCAAAGCCAUGGGCAUUCUAUGGACAGUUGGUGGCCGUCUGCGUACGGUGUACAAUGGCUCGAAGAGUGAGGAAGAGCGACGCAAAGACCGAUACGCCACAUUUAUUCGCCUCACUGUUUUUGCUCUUGCGUUUGCUGCAUUCGUCACGGUAGACAGUUACGGCGAUCCGGCAGAGGCGGUGGCCGGCGUGACACGUGGCAUACGGCGUUUGCUGCGAGGACGCUGA
This is a messenger RNA of Trypanosoma cruzi, 255 nucleotides long. RefSeq lists its product as uncharacterized. NCBI's taxonomy places the organism in Eukaryota, Euglenozoa, Kinetoplastea, Trypanosomatida, Trypanosomatidae. The record is from RefSeq and is a predicted model, not a curated record. The coding region runs from base 1 to 255 and encodes 84 amino acids. The transcript has a single exon.